Messenger RNA from Nicotiana tabacum (common tobacco), 549 nucleotides. NCBI's taxonomy places the organism in Eukaryota, Viridiplantae, Streptophyta, Magnoliopsida, Solanales, Solanaceae. The record is from RefSeq and is a predicted model, not a curated record.
AUGCCGGCAGACACUGAAAAGAAUCAAAAAGAGACAAUCAAAGUUGUGUAUCUCAGGAGUGGAAAAACUUUAGCAGAGCCAAAGGCAAAACCAAGGGAUGAGAAGGAUAUCAACGCAACCAAGAUAGCUGAAGAACAGAAAAUCGGUGAAUCUUUGCCCAAGAAGAAUGUUAGCAGCAAGGAUGUUGAUAAGCAGAAGAUGAACAACGCGGUUGAGGAAAUCAAGCACAUGCCAUUGUUACCUUUUCCUCAAAAGAUAAAGUGGGAGAAAUUAGACAAUUGCUUUGGAAAAUUCUUGGAGAUGCUGAAACAGUUGUAUGUGAACAUCCCAUUCACGGAGGUGCUCACACAGAUGCCAAACUAUGCAAAAUUCCUAAAGGAAAUCCUCUUAAGAAAAAGGAAGCUCGAGGAAACGAAAGUGGUCAAACUCAAUGCCCGCUGCAGUACCAUUCUACAGAACAAAAUUCCCAAGAAGUGUGCAAAUCCUGGCAGUUUCACUAUACCAUGCUCGUUGGGUAGCGAACAUUUUGACAAAGCCUUGUGCGAUUAA